Messenger RNA from Symbiodinium necroappetens, 1467 nucleotides. Lineage: Eukaryota; Dinophyceae; Suessiales; Symbiodiniaceae. The record is from the annotation of a GenBank genome assembly.
GUGAUUCGUUUCCACAGCGAUGUGGCCUUGUUGAAGGUUGACGAGAAAGAUUGCUUUGUCUUCUCCUUCGGCUGUUUGGUCUGCUGGGGAUGCACUCCUCAAGAGGUCAACGCCGCGCGGGACUCCGUGAAGAAUUUCUUGAAGGAACCGCUGACAUCCACACAGGUGGAGAUCGAUCAUCUCAACAUCGCGGGGGGUGAUGCAUUGCCCGCGUGCCACAAGGUGCAGGAACGCAUUGCCAUCGCCUACUCGUUGGCUCAGUCUGUCCGCCUCAGUUUCUGGGAACAGCGCAUUGACGAGUGGAUAGCAGCCACACGCAACAUCCCAGAAGACAUGGCUCGCACAGGCCGUGUGCUCCUGAGCAGCCAGCACGUUGCGAAGAUGAUGGGAGAGCUUUUCGCGUUGAAAAACCAGGUGAAUCUUGAGUUCGACACUCUUGACACCCCCGAUGUGUUCUGGGAGUUUGAAGAAGCCGAGCCCAUCUACGUCUACGCCAGGCAGCAUUUGGACGUGGACCGCCGGAUCCACAUCGUGAAUCACCGUUUUGAGGUGCUUGAGGACAUGUUUGACGUUCUCAAAGACAAGUUGGAUGAAAGACAAGGGAGCAGGCUCACCUGGAUCAUCAUUUGGCUUUGUGCCCUGGAGACUGUUUUCUCGGCUCUCAAGAUCAUUUGGACAGCCGGGCUCCUCCCAGCUGUGAAAGAUGCCGCACACUGGCUCCUGGAAAGUGCGUCAUGGUCCAAUGGCACUGUCCCAUCGAACACCAGUUCACUGGCAUCAAUGCAGACGCGGCCAGCCUCUAUCCAGGAAGCGCCGCGCGACUACAUCUUCGUUUUGCCCAUACUGGGCACCCUCGGUGCUACGUGGCCCCCUCCGCGGUGUUUCCUGGAAGACGAUGAGGGCGAGGUACUGACUUCCGAUAAGGAAUUGGCGGAAGCCAUGGAGGGUAAAAGUGUCCCAGCCCUGGUUCUGCGAUGCCUCCACGCGGCGCUGAGGUGUCCUCAGGGCUAUAGCACAGCAUCGGACGCUGCAUUAGCUGCGCUGCUUGAGCAGCUGCUGUCUAUCUCCUUGACGGCCGACUGCCACGCAGCUUUGGCCUUUCUGCGGGAAGCGGCACUCCUGCUUCGAAGGCACCGUCGCCUGUACUCCCUGCUUGACGUGGAGGGCGGGAUUUUCGGCCUGGGGGGUGUAGCUGACAAGUCCGUGACACUUGCAUGGUAUUUCCAGGGCAUCAGCUGCUCACUCUCGCCGGUCUUGGCGAGUGCUGCACAGGCGUUACCCUCCAGCAUCCCAAAGCGGAACGAGGUCAUCGCUGAUCUUUUCCCCUUCAAGGACUCACAUCAGUGGCUUGCGGGAGAAGUUGUACGGCAUUUCGGUGCAGCUGAGGACAUUCCGAAGCAAACGAGCAGAAGAUCCAAGCUUGCCAGCUUCGUGUCUGAAUCAGAACUGAGAGCAACUUGCGAGUGA